This is a messenger RNA of Paramacrobiotus metropolitanus, 2257 nucleotides long. RefSeq lists its product as uncharacterized. The transcript has 3 exons. NCBI's taxonomy places the organism in Eukaryota, Metazoa, Tardigrada, Eutardigrada, Parachela, Macrobiotidae. The record is from RefSeq and is a predicted model, not a curated record. Bases 138 to 1946 code for a protein of 602 amino acids.
UAUAGGUUGAGUGAUUUUGUUUAUUAAACGCUGAAGAAUUACUGGUAAUUUUUUCCAUCGUCGCUCUCGAGUACAAUUUGGGACGCGAAUUCUGCAGUCGGUUUCCGGUUCUGUCUUCGGUGGAUGAUUCAGGCACAAUGUGCCUUUGCAGCGGAAUCAAGCUCUCCACCACUUACGUUGUUGUACAGCGACUCCUGAUGCCUUACGCAGCUGCUCCGCGAUAUGCUGCUUCCUGGACAAGACGCUAUCACACCGUUCCUAGCCCGAAAUCAUCUCGAUCCAUACCGCAGUACAUUCGGAUAUCUCCAUGGGGACCUCGUCCCGGCGAAAUGUCGGCAGUCGAGGUGGAUAACAGCGAUGAGGUGUAUGGCAUAAAAUUACCACGUGCUAAGAAAGGCAGUAUGGAUCCCGAUGGAUUUAGGCACGUUGGGGAGGUACUGCGCAAGUAUAAUAUGAACGCCAAAGAAAUCCAGGGUAAUCCUGUAUUAUUCUCCAUGCCUGCCAGAGAAAUUGAGCUAAGGUUGGAAAGUUUUAAAGAGUGCGGAUGGGAAACAUUCUCAGCGGAUAUGAUUGUUUUUGCGAACAGCCUUUUUACCAAACGUACGGCGCGCGAUCUUAUUGGAUCGGAAAGUGAGAGUGUAACGCGCAGUGUUCUGCGGUGUUUACUGGAUGAACUGCAAGUAGACGAAUCUCGACAACAGCAGCUGCUCAGCAGUAUAUCUGCAUCAGCCACCGCUUCAUUGACGCUGCAUGAUUGUCGAUGUUUGGCGCUGCGCCAGUACCUUCGUUCGCUGUACACGGAGGAUGAGAUCUCACGGACUCUGGCCAUCGCCAUGAAAGCGGUCGGUGCCAUCCGCACGGUCAAGGGUAUUAAGCAGGUGUUGCGCUAUCUGCAAGAGGAUUUCAAACUGCCUAUCGAGCGCAUUUUUAAAUACGAGGUGCUCCUCACCAGAGACGAAAUACACUUAGAAGAGCAUCUACGCAAUCCCAAGUUCAUGGAGUUCGAUUUGCGGGUGAUUGCCAGCAAUUAUCCGCGCGUUAUUUGCGUCCCUGCGCAACAUCUAAGACAAUUCGAGUCCGUCCUGACCGAACACGGUUUUACUCCGUUCCAGCUGACACGUGCGUAUUUCCUCACCUCCCUAAACCCUGCAACCGUGGCGAAACGUUUGACCGCGUUGAAAGCCGAUCCGGAUUUGUGGAAGUUUAAGGAGCAUCCUAGUUUUCUGGAAUUGGUGGUGCGUUAUGUAGACGUGAUGCGGCGUUUAAGCUUUCUCCGCAUUAUGAAGGUUAAGGAUUUCGGACUGGAUUUGUUGAUAUGUCAUCGGAAGAAGUUCCAUAUCACGACCAGUCAUAACAUCACCCACGCAUCGACACCCCGUGUGAACCCUAAUUACCUGUUUCACGUAGCGGAAUACCUGGGAACAUCCUUAUGCGAAGUCCGAAAACGGAUGCGUGCGCAGAUCAAAAGCAUACCGCUUUAUGCUGGCAACGAGAGGGACGUUCUGGGCGUAUUGCAGUGUUUGACUGAUUGUGAAAUCACAAAGCAGCAGAUACUGGAGGCGUUGAGUAUUGUCUUGUACCCUGCUGAGGUCGUUAAACGACACCUGGAGGCAGUGCUUAAUGAACCGGGAAUGAAUGAACGACGGCAGCAAAAAAACUUUCUGCAUUAUGCGAUUUUUACCAUGGAAAAGGAAAGUAAUUUUGGGGGGCCGGCGGCAUGGUCUCCAGUUGGCGGUGCGAGUGUUUCAGAAGAAGGGGAUGAGUGGGAGAUUUCGCCUGCGGCAUCGGUCGCAGUAAUUACUCCAGCUGUUCGUAGUGCGAUGUCAGAACGUCUGUCUCAACAUUUCCCCGCAUCGGAAGAUGAUGAAAAAGAUGCAGUAAUCGUGGAAAAUAACAAGGACGUUGGCAAAGAGCAGGAUACAGAUAAAGAGUGGUUUCAUGAUUGAUGCUCUUUCUUUUUGAAAGCUCAUCGCACAUCCGUUAUAAAACGCUGUUCAGAUUCGAUUCUUUUUUGUUUCUGGAUUACAGUACGCCUGCCGGUCCAAGUGGUUCAAAUUUCAAAAUAUCUAAAUGUUUAUGUGAAAUGUUCGAAUGUAAACGUUCAAGAUGCUCAUUCGGGCAAUCAAAGUUUUUUAUGGUUUCAUGUACAGCGCUAACUGCUUAAGCAAACAGAAUAUAUAACUUUUGUGAUUGAUGGACCACGAAGCACAGUCACACUGCGGUAUUAAGAUAGAAAGAUAAAAAUCCUAGCGGAGAA